ACGUUAGAAGAGAGGAAAACAGUGUGCUCCUUAUCAUGUCAAUGCUUCAGUGUAUAUUUAGGACUAAAUUAUAAUAACCUGCAUGGCAGUCUGGUUGUCUGUUGUUAAGAAACAAUGUUGAAGUUAAAAUACGCGAGUCAAGGAAGCCUGAAAACGAUGAUGUCUUCUGCGGACCCCAUCACCAGCCGCAGCUCCAGGCUCAACCAAUUAUUUCAGGGCCGAGUCAGCCUGUGUGGGCCGCAGGGAAGAGGCACUUUAGGUCGGGAGGAGUUUCUGGAGGCUCUGCUGCUUCUCUACCAGGAGUGCAUGUCCCCAGAGCUUAUGAAGAUACAUCAUGUGGCAAACUUUGUCAAAAAGUUUUCUGAAGUGGUCUCCGAGCUGCGGAACAUGCAGCCUGGUCCUGCUGACUUUGAAGUGUGUGCAGUGGUGGGCCGUGGUCACUUCGCUGAAGUCCAAGUGGUCCGAGAGAAGGCAACUGGGGAUGUUUGUGUACUGAAGGUCAUGGAGAAGGCCGUUUUACGCACUCAAGAAAAUGUGGUUUUUCACGAGGAGGAGCGGAGGGUCUUGGCUCUGAACAGCAGUCCCUGGAUCCCGCAGCUUCUGUACGCCUUCCAGGAUACAGAACGGGUCUACCUGGCGAUGGAGUAUUUGCCAGGCGGUGACCUGAUGUCCCUGCUUAACCGAUACGAAGAUCAGUUUGAUGAGUCCAUGGCUCAGUUCUAUUUGGCUGAGCUGGUAGAAGCCAUUCACGCCGUCCAUCAGCUGGGCUAUGUGCACAGAGACGUCAAACCGGAGAACGUUCUCAUCGAUCGGACCGGUCACAUUAAGCUGGCAGACUUUGGAUCAGCUUCCAGGCUCAAUGCUAACAAAACCGUUGAAACUCCCACAGUGAAUGUUGGGAACCAGGACUUCAUCUCCCCGGAGGUCCUGGCAUCCAUGAAUGGCGGCUCAAACAGCACCUAUGGUGUCGAGUGUGACUGGUGGUCCCUCGGGGUCAUAGCUUAUGAGAUGAUCUACACCAGGUCGCCUUUUUCUGGGGACUCUUCUGCCAAGACAAUCCAAAACAUCGUCAACUUUCAGCAUUCCCUUAAGUUUCCAGAGGAGCCUCGGGCCAGCAAGCAGUUUGUAGACCUGCUGCAGAGCUUGCUUUGUGGAUCCAAACAGAGACUGGGUUUCCAGGGACUCCGCUGUCACUCUUUCUUCUCCAGUGUCGACUGGAACCACUUACGACAAGUUCUCCCGCCUUUCGUUCCUGCGUUGCACGCUGAAGAUGACACCUCUAAUUUUGAGGAGCCGGAGCAGGCAGCCCCCCGGCCAGCCCCAGCAGCCCAGCAAGGAGCUCUGCCAGCGGGCUUCCAGGGCCAGGAUCUGCCCUUUCUAGGCUGGUUCUUCAGCAGAGCGUUGACAACAUUGGCCAAAACUGAGUCAGUGUCUGCAGGCCUCAACUCUCCUGCCAAGACCAACUCUAUGGAAAAGAAGCUACAUCUUAAAAGCAAAGAAUUACAAGAUACUCAAGACAAAUGUCACAAUAUGGAUCAGGAGAUCUCCAGGUUUCAGCGUAAAAUGACUGACCUGGAGUCAGUGCUCCACGAGAAGGAUGUGGAGCUCAAGGCCUCCGAGACUCAAAGGGGCAUCCUGGAGCAAGACCUCGCCACUUACAUCACUGAGUGCAGUAGCCUGAAGCGGAGCUUGGAGGAGGCGCGUGUGGAGGUCUCCAGAGAGGAUGACAAGGCCUUGCAGCUGCUGCACGACAUCCGUGAACAGAGCAACAAGCUGCAGGAAAUCAAAGAGCAAGAGUACCAUGCUCAGCUGGAGGAGAUGCAGGUCACCAUCCGGCAGCUGGAGGAGGACCUCUCCGCUGCCCGGCGCCGCAGCGACCUCUACGAAUCUGAACUCAGAGACUCCCGGCAAACAAGUGAGGACCUCAAGAGGAAAGCUGUGGAGUACCAGCAGAGGAUCCAGAAGGCUAAAGAGCAGGGCAAAACUGACGUGGAGGAGCUUCUCUCCAAACUAGAGAAGACCAAUUCUGAGCAGCAGGUGAACAUCCAGGAGCUCCAGGACAAACUGUCCAAGGCGGUGAAAGCGAGCACAGAAGCCACGGAGCUGCUGCAGAACGUCCGGCAGGCCAAAGAGCGGCUGGAACGAGACCUGGAGCGCAUGCGAGGCAAAACCGACUCUAGUGACACGUUAAAACGCCGCCUCAGAGAGACAGAGCAGGAGGGCAGGAAGACCCUGGAGAACCAGGUAAAGAGGCUGGAGAUGGUGGAGCGGCGGGAGAAUAAGCUGAAAGAUGACAUUCAGACCAAAUCCCAGCAGAUCCAGCAGAUGGCUGAAAAGAUCCUGGAGCUGGAGGACAACCUGAGGGAUGCUCAGUCCACAGCCCAGAGGAUGGAAACCCAACUGGUGCAGAAGGAGAGGCUUUAUGAGGACAAGAUCAAGGUUCUGGAGGCUCAGAUGAAGGACGACCUGGCCGACAAAGAGAGCCUGGAGGCCCAAAAAGCCCAGCAGCAGGAGGAGUCCAGAGAGAACUGCAAGAUGCUCAGUGAACAGAAAGCUACCAUUAAUGCUAUGGAUUCUAAGAUGAAGAACCUGGAGCAGCGCAUCUCUGAGCUGUCAGAGGCUAACAAGCUGGCCGCUAACAGCAGCAUCUACACCCAGAAGAAUAUGAAAGCCCAGGAGGAGAUGAUCUCAGAGCUUCGGCAGCAAAAGUUCUAUUUGGAGUCUCAGGCAGGCAAGCUGGAGGCCCAAAACGCCAAACUGGAGGAGCACCUGGACAAGAUGAGUCAGCAGGAGCAGACCAAGAGGACGCGGCUGCUGGAGCUGGAGAGCCGGCUGCGGGAGAUGGGCCUGGAACAUGAGGAAGAGAAGAUGGAGAUCAAGAGACAGGUUUCCGACCUGACCCUCUCCCUGCAGGAGCGCGAGUCCCAGAUCAGCAGCCUGCAGGCGGCUCGUCACGCCCUGGAGAGCCAGCUGCAGCAGGCCAAGACGGAGCUGGAGGACACCACCGCUGAGGCUGAGGAGGAGAUCACCGCCCUCAGGAAUCACAGAGAUGAAAUUCAGCGCAAGUUUGAGGCCUUGAGAGAAAGCUGCUCGGUGAUCACUGAACUGGAGGAGCAGCUCACGCAGCUGAGUCAGGAGAACGCAGAGUUGAACCGCCAGAACUUCUACCUGUCCAAACAGCUGGAUGAGGCGUCAGAUGAGAGGGAGGACCAGAUGCAGCUCAGCCAGGAGGUGGACCGGCUCAGGAGGGAGGUGGCUGACCGUGAGAUGCACCUCAACAACCAGAAACAGAACAUUGAAACACUGAAGACCACAUGCAGCAUGCUGGAGGAGCAGGUGGUGGAGCUGGAGUCCCUAAAUGACGAGUUGCUGGAGAAGGAGAGGCAGUGGGAGGCUUGGAGAGGAGCCCUGGAGGACGAGAAGAGCCAGGCCGAGAGACGCACCAGAGACCUGCAGAGACUGUUUGACAACGAGAAGCAGAAUAGGCUGCGUGCAGACCAGCGCAGCACUGAAUCUCGCCAGGCAGUGGAGCUGGCAGUCAAAGAGCACAACGCCGAGAUAGUGGCCUUACAGCAGGCCCUGAAGGAGCAGAGACUGAAGGCUGAGAGUCUGUCUGAUACUCUCAACGAUCUGGAGAAGAAGCACGCCAUGCUGGAGAUGAACGCCCGAGGCUUACAGCAGAAACUGGAGACGGAGAGAGAACUGAAACAGAGACUGAUGGAAGAGCAAGGGAAGCUUCAGCAGCAGAUGGACCUCCAGAAGAGCCACAUCUUCCGUCUGACCCAAGGCCUGCAGGACGCCCUGGACCAGACCGACAUGCUCAAGACUGAGAGGACCGAUCUGGAGUACCAGCUGGAGAAUAUACAGGCUGUCUACUCGCACGAGAAGGUGAAGAUGGAGGGGACCAUCUCCCAGCAGACCAAGCUCAUAGACUUUCUCCAGGCCAAGAUGGACCAGCCCACCAAGAAAAAGAAGGGUAUAUUCGGGCGGCGGCGGGAGGAUGUUGGCACGACGACCAACGGGGCUCUGACUCCACAGGCCCAGCCGGCUGUUCCCAUGCAGUACGGGGACAUGAAGCUGGCUCUGGAUAAGGAGCGCUCGAGAUGCGCUGAUCUGGAAGAGGCUCUGCAGAAGAUGAGGAUCGAGCUGCGAUGCCUCAGAGAAGAGGCGGCUCAUUUCAAAGCCCAGGAACAUGCGGCUCCCUCCACACCAGCGCAGGCUCGACAUCAAAUCCUCAUGUCAGCCAUCGUCAAAUCCCCGGAGCAUCAACCCAACCCCAGCAGCCUGCUCAACCCCUCCACCCGCAGCAAGGAGACCGCCACACCCGAAGAGUUUGGCCGACGCGUGAAAGAGAGAAUGCACCACAACAUCCCACACCGGUUCACCGUGGGCCUCAACAUGAGAGCUGCCAAGUGCACCGUCUGCCUGGACACCGUUCACUUCGGACGGCAGGCUGCCACUUGUCUAGAAUGUAACAUCCUGUGUCACCCUAAAUGCUCCCCAUGUCUCCCGGCCACCUGCGGUCUGCCGGCUGAGUAUGCCACUCACUUCUCAGAGGCGCUGUGCCGGGAAAAGGCCAACUCUCCUGCACUGCAGGUCAAAGAGGCCAGUGGCCAUGUUCGCUUGGAGGGAUGGAUGAAGCAGCCCAGAAAUGGAAAGCGUGGUCAGCAGGGCUGGGAGAGGAAAUACGUUGUGCUUGAUGGAACUAAAAUAUCUAUUUAUGAAACUGAGCCCAGAGAAGACUACAUCACAGUGGAGGAGGAGUUUGAGCUGUGUCUGCCUGACGGAGAGGUGACGGUUCAUGGAGCUGUCGGAGCCUCCGAGCUCAUCAACACUGCCAAGUCAGACAUACCGUAUGUGUUGAAGCUGGAGUCCCAUCCACACACCACCUGCUGGCCGGGCCAGUCCAUCUACUUCAUGGCUCCCAGCUUCCCUGACAAGCAGCGCUGGGUGGCUGUCCUGGAGUCUGUGGUGGCCGGCAGCCGGGGGUCUAAAGACAAAGUGGAUUCUGAUGCUAAACUUCUGGGCAACUCUCUACUGAAGCUGGAGGGUGAUGACCGUUUGGACAUCAACUGCACCCUGCCUCUCACUGACCAGAUCGUGCUGGUUGGCUCUGAGGAAGGUCUGUACGCUCUGAACGUCAUCAAGAACUCUCUGACCCACAUCCCCGGGCUGACUUCCGUUUUCCAGAUCCAGAUCCUGAAGGAGCUCGACAAGCUGCUGAUGAUCACUGGAGAGGACAGGGCUUUGUGUCUGGUGGAGAUCAAGAAGGUGAAGCAGUCUCUGUCUCAGUCCCACCUCCCGGCUCAACCCGACCUCAACCCCUUUAUCUUUGAGACGGUGAAGGGCUGCCACCUCUUCUCCUCUGGAAAGAUUGAUAAUGGGACCUGUAUCUGUGCUGCUAUGCCCAAUAAGAUUACAAUUCUGCGACUUAAUGAAAGCCUGAAUAAGUUCUGCAUCAGAAAGGAGAUUGAGACAUCAGAGCCCUGCAGCUGUAUCCACUCCACCGGCUACAGCAUCAUUAUCGGCACCAACAAGUUCUACGAAAUUGAGAUGAAGCAGUAUGUGCUGGAAGAGUUCCUGGAUAAAAACGACGUGACGUUGGCGUCAGCCGUCUUCGCCGCGUCCUCGCACAGCUUCCCCAUCUCCAUCAUCCAGGUCACCACGGCUCCACAGAAGGACGAGUACCUGCUCUGUUUCCAUGAGUUCGGUGUGUUUGUGGAUGCGUACGGUCGCAGGAGUAGAAGUGAAGACAUCAAAUGGAGCCGACUGCCUCUCUCAUUUGCCUACAGGGAACCCUACCUGUUUGUGACGUACUUCAACUCUCUGGAUGUUAUUGAGAUUCAAGGCCACGCUGCUCUGGGGCCUCACUCGUACGCUCACCUGGACAUCCCGAACCCCCGCUACCUUGGCCCGGCCAUCUCCUCCGGGGCCAUCUACCUGGCCUCCUCCUACCAGAACAAACUGCGGGUCAUCUGCUGCAAAGGCAACCUGAUCCAGAGCCAGGAGGGCGGGGGGGAGCUGCAGAGGAGCGGCUCCGGGCGCAGCCCUAACAAGCGCGGCCCCCCCUCCUACAAUGAGCACAUCUCUAAGAGGCUGGCAGGCAAUCCUCACGGAGACCCCGGGACCCCCCACCGCUACAGAGAGGCCCGCACAGAGUUCAGACGGGACAAGUCCCCGAGCCGCCCGCUGGAGAGAGAGAAGUCGCCCGGCCGGAUGCUGGAGAGCCGGAUAGUGGCGUCUCCGGGCCGGGGGGCCAUGGCGGACCCUCGGUUAGAGCGCUCCCCGGGCCGGGCCAUGGCGGACCCCCGCAUGGACCGCUCUCCUGGCCGCAUGAUGGACGUCCGCAGGGAGCGCUCCCCCGGACGGUUCGAAGAGCGCCAAAGGCUUCACACUGGCUCCGGUCGCACGCCCAUUAACCAGGUCAACAAGGUUUGGGACCAAUCAUCGGUUUGAGGACAGCGGAGCCACCCCUAACACGGACAGAGAAAAGCAUCUUCUGUAAAAAGGGAACGGAGAGAGCAGAGAACCAGUGCGAGUGUCACCAAUCCAUGAUGAAAAACACUACCACACGAGUUUUUACUGACAUCUAAGCCGACAACCCGCAGAGGAAAACAACUGUAGCCGUCGGAACAGCGAGAGAACCACAGAAAUAAAGAGAUGUCAUUAGAAUCGGGUUAUGUUUCUCACAGAGCUCACCCGAGUCAAUAAAGGUCAACAAAAUGCCAUAUUCAACAACAUCUUCAGUGUAUUUGAGUAUGCACCUGUAGAAGGGAUUAGUCAUUUUCACUAAAACUGGGAAAUGAGUUCUUCACUUCAGACCUGACUCAGUGGUAGUUCCAGUUUACUCCAGACAGCAGUGACAACAAUAAAUAAGCACAGCCGUAGCAACACAAAUCGAUGCCUAAAAUAUUUCAAAAGUCAGUCACUAGUGAAAAUGGCAGAAUAGUAGUAACACGACGUCCUCCUCUCAGCUCAGCUCCGUCCACAGUAGCAUCAGAUCGGGGCAGGAUAGUGUUUCUGGCUCCAGUGCUGCGCUGACAUGUCAACAAACAAUCAUUAUCAGCUGAUUACAAUCAAUCUGCUAAUCUGCCAAUGGUUACUUUAGGUGACAGGACUUGGCUGGAGCACAAAGAAAUAUCAAUACAAAUCAACAGAACCCUCCCUGCCCUGUAGAACCACACAAACACACCAUUGUCUGCCCUCACAUAGGUCGACUCAACACUAAAACAAACUGCACUACCCACAAUCCCCAGCAGGACUUUCUAAUCCUUCAGAACGCUAUCUGACUGUAAAUAGACGAGACAUAAUUUUAUAUAUAUUGAGAAGGAAUUUCAAGGCUGGAUAAGCCAUGUCUAUUUUUGUUAAAGAAAAACAAGUGAUUAUGUGUCCUCUUGAAUGUCCAAUGAGUAUUCUUUUAAUAUGUCCGAACAUCCUUUUACUAAGUGAGUGAUUGUAUCUGGAUCGUGUAUGCACUUCCAUCCGUCACAGGCAAAACCUCAGUGCUGAACUAUAUGACAGGAGGGGGAAAAGAUGACGUCUGAAGCUUUCAACAUAGUGCUUGAGCAUUUCUUUUUGUACCACGUCCCUAAUACUGUAUAUAACCCAAACGUGUUCAAGGUGGAUGAAAAUAAUAUUUGUUUUUCUCCUGGUUCGUAAAUGGCAUGGAUAUGUAUAUCUGAAAUGAAACGGAGUGUUGUCUUCUGCUUCUGCCUCAUUUGGGUUAUAUUUUUUAUUCUGAGAUUUAACAACGAAGCACGUGAAUUACAAAAUCUCCUUCUUCACGAGUAUAAACACUUCAAUUUUCUUUUAUUUAAGGCACUCUUUUGGCAACAGCCCAACCCAACAAAAACACUUAAAACCAUCCACUUGUAUUGUUAAACUGCUUAAACUUGACUUUUAUUUCUAUAGAUCAUCAUUUGAUCUAUAGAAAUACAACAUGUUUCCAGUAAUACAUACAGAUGAGAUGCCACACGUUAACUUGUCCAGUGAGUCUGUUAACAGCAGGGCCCUCAACAGGAGGUGUACUCAACUUUCUGGAUCAGCUUUGGUUCUUAUAAUAGGUUAAACUCUUCGUGAAUGUAUUAAAGUCGAGAAGGUUGGUCACAAUUGAUAAACAAAAAGCACCCUACGCUACAGAUUGCACAAGCUUUACACUGGUCUCUACGGGACUCUAUAAACAAAAGGGUUUCCCGUCUUGUUUUAUUAUAUUUUUCAAUAAUUUUUUUAUUUGUAUCUAAUCACAUGGUCCUGAAUCAUCAUGCCGUAAUAUGCUGGAUAUGAUAUUGAUGUCUGCUAACAAAUGUUUUAUUAGCGUUCCCUGUAGAGAUUUUGUCACAGAAUAUUAAAUAUUAUAACCAUUGUCUUUAA
This is a messenger RNA of Trematomus bernacchii (emerald rockcod), 8370 nucleotides long. It is a transcript of the gene cita, whose product is annotated as citron rho-interacting serine/threonine kinase a. Lineage: Eukaryota; Metazoa; Chordata; Actinopteri; Perciformes; Nototheniidae. Bases 115 to 6456 code for a protein of 2113 amino acids. Gene Ontology annotation, cellular component: cytoskeleton; cytoplasm. Gene Ontology annotation, molecular function: ATP binding; protein serine/threonine kinase activity. The record is from RefSeq and is a predicted model, not a curated record. The transcript is spliced from 48 exons. Gene Ontology annotation, biological process: actomyosin structure organization; peptidyl-threonine phosphorylation.